AUGUCCGCACCAGAUGCCGUCACAGACUAUCAAAAGGAGAGGACCGACUUCCUAUCAUGGCUCGAAGACCAAGCCCGACUUAUCAGACACCAACCGAAGCCAGAUACCAUUUCAGAAGUGAAAGUCAACCUUUGCGAACGAAGCGCUGAAUACCUAGAUCGACUCACCGAGGCGUCCAUUUUCAUGGCUUGUGAGGCAAGCGAUCAUAUCUGCGUUACUGCAAAGCCGGACCGGUUUUACAAUGAUAUGGUCCCGAAAAUGUGCAGUCUGCUUCAGAUUAGGAUGCCUCAGCUGGCGAUGAGGCUUGGGAUCAAUCCUAAAUGCGACAUGUGUGUGCAUUUCAUUAUUAUGAAUAUUCUGGCGGAGCCAGGUUUCUGA
This is a messenger RNA of Penicillium mononematosum, 378 nucleotides long. RefSeq lists its product as uncharacterized. The transcript has a single exon. NCBI's taxonomy places the organism in Eukaryota, Fungi, Ascomycota, Eurotiomycetes, Eurotiales, Aspergillaceae. The record is from RefSeq and is a predicted model, not a curated record. The coding region runs from base 1 to 378 and encodes 125 amino acids.